GUGUUUUCAGUCUCUCCGGGUUGCAUGUACUGUAUGUGGAGCAGCGUACAGUGGAGCGGAGGCAGAGCGGCUCCGCGAGCUCCUCUGCACUUUCCCAUAGAGGAGCCCCGGCUGGCCGCGGAGGGCGAGCUGCACACACGCCCUCGCGCCCGGCGAGCCCGCGAGGGCACUGUCAUACGACAAAGGCUUUGCUGCUGUUCAUCUUAUUCCCGGGUACUUCCCAUUUAUCUUCCUGGAAUUCUGCUGCAUCACAAGAGCUGGAAGUUCUGAUGUUCCAUUGAAAUCACAAUGGAAAGUCUUGACUUGACUGGUUCUAGUAAUGAAAGGCAGUAAUAGAAAUAAAGAUUCAACAGAAGAAGGGACUGGAAAACGACCAAAACGGAAGUGUCUUCAGUGGCAUCCAUUGCUAGCAAAGAAACUUUUGGACUUUUCAGAAGAGGAGGAGGAGGAAGACGAAGAAGAAGAUAUUGAUAAGGUUCAGCUUCUUGGGGCCGAUGGCCUAGAGCAAGAUGUUGGUGAGACUGAAGAUGAUGAAUCACCAGAACAGCGUGCCAGGAGACCAAUGAAUGCAUUUCUUUUAUUUUGCAAACGCCAUCGCUCCCUUGUCCGUCAAGAACACCCUAGGCUUGAUAACCGAGGUGCUACCAAGAUACUAGCUGAUUGGUGGGCUGUUCUCGAUCCAAAGGAAAAACAGAAAUAUACAGACAUGGCUAAGGAGUAUAAAGAUGCAUUUAUGAAAGCAAAUCCUGGCUACAAAUGGUGUCCUACCACAAACAAGCCUGUGAAAUCACCAACACCCACUGUCAAUCCACGAAAGAAACUUUGGGCCUUUCCACCUGACUCUUCAAGAGAUCUGCCAAGUCCCAAGAAAGCAAAGACUGAAGAAAUGCCUCAGCUUAACUUUGGAAUGGCCGAUCCUACCCAAAUGGGAGGGCUGAGCAUGCUGCUGUUAGCUGGAGAACAUGCUCUUGGAACACCAGAGAUAUCCUCUGGCACUUGCAGACCUGAUGUUUCAGAAUCCCCUGAAUUACGGCAGAAGUCACCAUUAUUUCAGUUUGCUGAGAUAUCGUCAAGUACAUCCCAUCCUGAUGUUCCUACAAAGCAGUGUCAAGCAUCAGCCUUGUUUCAGUUUGCAGAGAUCUCCUCACACACUUCCCAGUUGGGUGGCACUGAGUCUGUGAAACGCUGUGGGAAGUCUGCGCUCUUUCAACUGGCAGAGAUGUGCCUAGCCUCAGAGGGGGUAAAAAUGGAAGAUACAAAAGAAUGGAAGAAAGCGAAAGAAUCAGAUGGUGGAAGAAUCACAGAAUUGGAGAAGGGACAGGAAGAAAGAGAAAUAAAAAUGGAGAAAACACAUGAAGAUGGGUUACAAAAGGAAGCAGAAUUCGAAAAAUCAUUUAAAGAUAAUGUAAGAGAGGCUAAGGAAUUGAGAAAUUUUGAAGAGCUACAAAUGGAUGAUGUAAUGGCUAUAAAAAUGGAAGACCCCAAAGAAAUUAGGAAAGAAGAAUUAGGGGAAGACCAAAAAUAUAGUCACUUCCCCGAUUUUUCUUAUUCUGCCAGUAGCAAGAUAAUAAUAAGUGAUGUUCCCAAUAGAAAGGAUCAUAUGUGCCACCCUCAUGGGAUUAUGAUCAUUGAGGAUCCUACUGCCCUAAACAAACCAGAAAAGCUGAAAAAGAAAAAGAAGAAAAGCAAGGUAGAUCGACAUGGAAAUGAUAAAUCCACACCCAAGAAGACUUGCAAAAAGAGGCAGUCUUCCGAAUCUGACAUUGAGAGUGUCAUAUAUACCAUUGAAGCUGUUGCAAAAGGAGACUGGGGUGUUGACAAACUUGGAGACGCCCCAAGAAAGAAGGUCCGCACCUCUUCAAGUGGCAAGGGAAGCAUUUUGGAUGCUAAGCCACCAAAGAAAAAAGUGAAAUCAAGAGAGAAGAAAAUGUCAAAGGAGAAAUCCUCAGACAUCACCAAAGAGUCAAGACCUCCAGAUUUCAUUAGUAUUUCUGCCAGUAAGAGCAUUUCUGGUGAGGUGCCAGAGGGUAUAAAAGCAGAACCAUUGACCCCCACGGAAGAUGUACUACCACCUAACCUUUCUGGACAAGCCAAGCCAGAGGACAGUGAAUGUCACAGAAAAAUAGAGACCUGUGGCUCCAGGAAAUCCGAGAGGUCUUGCAAAGGUGCUCUUUAUAAAACCCUGGUGUCUGAGGGCAUGCUCACCUCUCUGCGAGCUAAUGUUGACAGAGGUAAACGAAGCUCAGGUAAAGGAAACUCCUCUGAUCAUGAAGGAUGUUGGAGUGAGGAAAGCUGGACAUUUAACCAGAGUGGGACCAGUGGGAGCAAGAAGUUCAAGAAGACAAAGCCAAAGGAAGACUCUCUGCUUGGCUCAACAAAGUUGGAUGAAGAAUUUGAAAAGAAAUUCAACAGCCUCCCUCAAUAUAGUCCUGUUACAUUUGACCGGAAAUGUGUAUCUAUUCCAAGAAAAAAGAAGAAGACUGGAAACAUAUCCUCAGAACCAACUAAAACCAGCAAAGGUCCCUUCCAGUCUCAGAAAAAGAACUUAUUCCACAAAAUUGUCAGCAAAUAUAAGCACAAAAAGGAGAAGCCUAAUGUUCCAGAAAAAGGAAGUGGGGAUAAAUGGUCACAUAAGCAAUUCUUCUUGGAUGCCAUUCACCCUACAGAAGCCAUAUUUUCAGAAGACAAAAAUACUAUAGAGCCUGCUCUGAAGGUUAAAAAUGCCCUACCCACUUUCAACACUCCAGAGCCAACAGCAAUGCAAGAACCUCUGGUGGGCAGCCAAAAAAGAAAAGCAAGGAAAACCAAGAUUACCCACCUUGUCAGGACUGCUGAUGGCCGGGUAUCACCAGCAGGAGGUACUUUGGAUGACAAACCAAAGGAACAACUGCAGAGGAGUCUCCCUAAAGCAACUGAGACAGACUGCAAUGACGAUUGUGUACACAGAGCUGAGGCCGGGGAGACACGGAGCAGCACUCCAGAAAUGCCUGCUGUGUCUGCGUUCUUUAGCCUCGCCGCACUGGCAGAGGUAGCAGCCAUGGAGAAUGUGCACAGAGGUCAGAGGUCAACUUCGCUCACCCAUGAUGGACAGCCAAAAGAAAUGCCACAGGCUCCUGUACUUAUUUCUUGUGCUGACCAGUGAUGCACCCUUUAAUUGUAAAACAUUGUGCUUUACCUACUAUCCUAGCCUUGUCUUUACCAAGGGAUGCUAGUGAGUCCGUGUAUGGAAAAUAUAAACUGCAAACAAGAGCUUGUUGCCCUACAUGGCCCAGAUUCACUUGAAGCAGAAGUUAGCAUCCUGGGCCAGUUCUUUCAGAACCCAGAAUCGUUGAGGGUAUCGUUAUCAGUCUGAUAAUGAGCAGAAAUAGAAUAAUCCUGGAGCUCUGCUUUCCGUUGAAGGCUUUUGACGGUAAUAGGUGGUAACUUGGUAAAAGGCUGCCUUUACUGUAGCUCACCCAGCAUCUCUUACCAACGAGAGAGUGUGAAACUAGUUUCAUAUAUUACCUAGUUAUUCUUUCAAAACAAAA
Messenger RNA from Dipodomys ordii (Ord's kangaroo rat), 3527 nucleotides. RefSeq names its product bobby sox homolog (Drosophila) (gene Bbx). Gene Ontology annotation, molecular function: DNA-binding transcription factor activity, RNA polymerase II-specific; RNA polymerase II transcription regulatory region sequence-specific DNA binding. Gene Ontology annotation, cellular component: nucleus. NCBI's taxonomy places the organism in Eukaryota, Metazoa, Chordata, Mammalia, Rodentia, Heteromyidae. Gene Ontology annotation, biological process: regulation of transcription by RNA polymerase II. The record is from RefSeq and is a predicted model, not a curated record. The coding region runs from base 320 to 3142 and encodes 940 amino acids. The transcript is spliced from 18 exons.